Molecule: messenger RNA, 237 nt
Organism: Penicillium canariense
Lineage: Eukaryota; Fungi; Ascomycota; Eurotiomycetes; Eurotiales; Aspergillaceae
Exons: 3
Coding region: 1-237 (78 amino acids)
Source: RefSeq, a predicted model, not a curated record
AUGGCCCGGUUGACACUGCAUUUCGCCCUGCGAGGACCGCCGACCAGUAGUUCGCGUCGUCGCAACGGCAAGCCUGCCUCGUGCGAGCCCUGCAGGCGCGACAAGGAUCGCGAUAUCUCGGCGCGCUGCUUCUACCACCCCGCGCCUCUGACGCGACCUAGGGGAAGACGUAUCUUCCCGCUGGCAGAAGGCAUCCCAUUUGAUCGUGCCGCCCUAGCGAGGUAUGUCAAACUGUAG